Molecule: messenger RNA, 10946 nt
Organism: Mustela lutreola (European mink)
Lineage: Eukaryota; Metazoa; Chordata; Mammalia; Carnivora; Mustelidae
Gene: RELT
Product: RELT TNF receptor
Exons: 10
Coding region: 413-1570 (385 amino acids)
Biological process (GO): apoptotic process; amelogenesis
Molecular function (GO): protein binding
Source: RefSeq, a predicted model, not a curated record
GAGCCCCUCUGGAGGCUUUAGAAGGUCACUGACUGCCUGGCCUUAGGACUAGGCAGAGGGGGAGGGAUGGAGACUUCACAGAGUCUCCAAUGGCCCACCCAGCCAAGGGGCUUUGAUCUGAACUUGCUUUUCAGUCAAGAUUCCAAGAGUCUAGGCUUAGAUGCUAGAGUCCUUGCUAGGAAGGAGGUGCAGGGGGAGGCCAGAGCAGCAGAUGUGUGCACAGAGGGGGUUCUGGGUGGCUGGCAUGGGCUGCCUGACUGGACAGGUCCAUCCGGGGUCUCAGUCUGGCCGAGGGGGGGUGGCGGCUGUCAGCAGAGAGACUGGCAGCCAGACUGGAGUAAGUACUAGUUUGGGAUAAUUAGAAGGCACGUAAUUAGAAGGCGUCAGGGCGCUAGGCGGCAAGUGUCUGUGAAUGUACCUGAGUGGGCCCCUGCUGGCUUGGAGUCUGGGCCUUUGGACCCCCAUUUUCCUCCUGGAGGUCUCGAGAUCGCAGCUCCCCAUUUGCCUGGAGGCUGGCGACUCCCAGGGCCUGAGGAUGAAGCCAAGCCCGCCACAUUGGCCCCUGUCCUGCCUUUUUGUGCUGCUUCCUUGGCCUCUGGCCACUCCAGUAUCAACGACCUCUUGGCAGUGCCCACCUGGGAAGGAGCCCCACCUGGACCCGGGGCAGGGCACAUUAUGCAGAUCCUGUCCCCCCGGCACUUUCUCUGCUUUGUGGGGCCCUGGCCCGUGCCAGCCCCAUUCCCGCUGCAGUCCUCGGGGGAGGCUGGAGGCCCAGGCAGGCACAGCGACUCAAGACACUCUAUGUGGAGACUGCCAGCCUGGGUGGGUUGCCACUUUGGGGGUCCCCCAUGUUCCCUGUCAGCCAUGCUCCUGGAUGCCUCUGGGUACUCGUGGCUGCUCUGAGCGGGGACGGCGGGCCCGACGUGGCGUGGAGGUAGCAGCAGGGGACACCAGCGCUGGGGAUACGCGGCAGCCUGGGAAUAGCACCCGGGCAGGUGGCCCUGAGGAGACGGCUGCCCAGUAUGCAGUUAUUGCCAUCGUGCCUGUCUUCUGCCUCAUGGGGUUGCUGGGCAUCCUGGUGUGUAACCUGCUCAAGCGGAAGGGCUACCACUGCACCGCCCACAAGGAGGUUGGGCCUGGCCCUGGAGGUGGAGGCAGCGGGAUCAACCCCGCCUACAGGGCUGAAGAUGCCAACGAGGACACCAUCGGGGUCCUGGUACGCCUGAUCACAGAGAAGAAAGAGAAUGCGGCGGCCCUGGAGGAGCUGCUGAAGGAGUACCACAGCAAACAGCUGGUACAGACUGGCCACGGGCCUUUGCCCAGGUUCCGAGUGGCCCGAAUUCCAGAGCAACGGUCAAGUUCAGCAGCCCCUGAGGUGAAGACUAUCACGGAGGCUGGGCCCUCGGCGAGUGACCUCCCUGAUUCCCCACAACCUGGCCUCCCCACUGAGCAGCGGGCACUGCUGGGAAGUGGUGGAAGCCAUACGAAGUGGCUGAAGCCCCCGGCAGAGAACAAGGCUGAGGAAAACCGCUAUGUGGUCCGGCUAAGUGAGAGCACUCUGGUUAUCUGAUGGCCUGCCUCAGCUGAAGACACAGCAGCCCUGCCCUGGGAGGUUCUGGAGGCCUCCCGGAGGAGGUAGAGCUGCAACUGGGCCUGUGAGGAUCAAGAAGCAAUGGUCCAGCAGACAGAACAGCAAAGGCCAAGGCCUGGAGGUGGGAGUGUCCACCCCCGUGUAGAGGCAGGCCAGCUGGCGGGUGCUGUGUGCAGGAGCAGGUUGAGGGCACCUCCCCUGCCCCUGUGCCCUGCCCUGGCCAGAACCUAGGACCCUGCAGGACCCUCUGUACCACCAGGUGGCUAGCCUUGGCUGUGGGAAGGGGUCCUCAGCCUGGCACCCUUGGCCCCACACCUUGGUAAUCUACUGCCCCGCCUCCGUCCAGGGCCCUAGCGAGGACCUCUCCCUCCUCUUCCGGUGGGCGUCACAUAGGGAAGAGGUACCAAAAGCCGUGGGCUGGAGACUUGAGCUCCCUGGUUCUAACUGUGGGCAAGUCCCUGGCCAUCACCUGGUUAUAGUUCUUCUGACCAUGAAGUGGGGAGAGAGAGGUGUCCUGGGACACAGGGCUUCUCUGGUUCCUUGCAGGUUCUGGCCUGGGUGGUAUGCGGGGAGAGCUUGACUCCUUGCCACCCCUUCCAUUAGUAGCUUUAUCUGUGGCCCCAUUUUUGCAGCUUCCAGGGCCUGUGCCUUCAGGCCCCCAUGGGGCUGCCCAUCCCUGGCUCUGCCUACAGAAGGGGCUUAAUGCAUGUAUCUGCCCCCCUCCCUGCUGUUUUUAUUGAAAUUGGAACCACAGUCUUGACCUGGGCAAGGCUGUGAUACAGGGUGCCAGCCUGCAUAGUCACCCCAAGAUCUCAGGAGUGUUCAGGGAGGGGGUGUGUGCGGGGCUGGAGAGGCCCCUCUGGCCUCAAGUCGUUUCUGUGUCUCUGUGGUGUUGGUGUCUAUCCCCCAGCUGGGCAGUGCAGGCGACUGCCCAGCCCGGCUCCAUGUCCACUGUAGCCCAGUGACCUGGUUAUUUAUAUGGGGCCGUGCAGGCAUGGGCCCCACUGUCAUCCCCAUUUCUCUUAUUUAUUGAAAAUUUGCUGUUGUCCUGUCCUUGUCUACAUUCCCAUCCAUUUAUUGGAUAAUAAAAGGUGGGAAAGUGGUGUCAUGAGGAGCUUCUUUCCCUGUGCCUCUUCCCAGGUCGUCCGUCUUCACCAAAUACUGCUGUGUCAGGUAUGGCGUGGGGGACAGGCCAUCCCCCCCACCUUGCAGGGCUGGCUCUGUGGUGGGUGGGCAUGGGACAGCAGGGGAUGUGGGGAGGCCCCUCACCUCACUGGUUCUCACUGAAGCCCCUAGAAGCACUGCUGUCCAGUGGAAAUACAGUCCAUAUCACGUAAUUUAAAAUUUCCUAAUAGCCAUAUAUUUUUAAAGUAUCAAUAAUGUAUUUCAGCUAGUACAGCUAAAAUAUUUUCACUUCAAUAUAAAGUCAGCAUAAAAAUUAUGAAUAGUCAUUUUUUGCUUUGAAAUCUGGUGUUUUAUAGUUAAAGCACAUCUUAAUAUGAACUAACCACAUGUGGCUAGUGGCUCCUGUCUGGGACAGCAUAGCUCUAGAGGAUAAGGAGCCUGGAGGAUGGAUGGGUAAGACAGACAUGGCAGGAGCUGAAUAAUGUGGGGAGGGGGAUCAUGGUCCCCAGAGAGGGAAUAACAAUGUGCAGAGGCCCAAGGACACUGUGAUGAAAUGGAGAAGUUGGAAGUCAAAGGUGACAGGUGUGGAGACGAGUGAGGGUGGGCAACAGAAGGCAGCCCCACAAGCUCCUAGAAGCCCUUGGGCCAGGGAUACCAAGACAUUUAGGAAAGGGAAAUGCAGGGAAUGUACCAGGAAUGGACCGGGACAGACCCUUCCGCUGUUCCGGGGCACUGCCAAGAGGUGGGAAGGAGACCAAGGGAGAAGUAUCCUGCAAGGGAGGAAAGGAGAGGGAGGGGCAAGGUGGGUCACAAAGCCAAGGGCCACCACUGGGUCAGCCCCCAGUUAAUGCACAUGGGGACAUGGUGAGAGCAGGACCAGGUCUGAGUGGAUUGAGCUCCCUGCGGAAGCCAGACUGUGCCAGGUAAAGCAGGUGGAGACCUAGGCUCCAGGGAGAGGUUUUUAGUUAAUUCUGGGUUCUCUGGGCAUUUGGUAUAUUUUUUAAAGAUAGGAGGAGACACAUUCAAAUGCUAAUGGGAGAGUCCCAAAGAGAGGCUGAAGAACCAGCUACUAAUGUUUGAGGGAGCUGGGGGAGGUAUGGAAAGGGACAGCCCAUGGAAGUCAUCUUGCUGCAGAUGGCUGUCAGGCUGGGGCUACAGGAGAGCCAGCUCACUCUCUUGUUCUUGCUGCUCCUGUUGUAGCCAGAAUUAGCCUGAGGUGCUGCUGUCCCCUGAGGCCACAGCUGCCACUGCCCCCACUCCCAGACUCCUGCCCAACUCUGCCAGGGCUUCCCAAGACUGGGGCCAUGGUAGGACGCCAGGGUGAGGUCACCAUCUUUGUCUGUAGGCAGAGACCUUUCUCCUGUGUGGAAGCCACAGGCAGGGGCCUGGCCCAGCAGCAGCUCGGAAACCUCCUUCCCGGAGAAGCUAGGCAGAUGAGCCUUGAGAUUUUUGCCUUUUGACUCUCCAGGGCACGGUCUUUUUUUCUCUGAGGCUUCUGAGGUGUGCAGGAAAGGGAGGGCACCUCUUAGGGCCUAGGAGACAAAGCUUUACCUGCUCUAGGGGAGAAGAGGAAAGGAGGCAGGCUGCACAUAAAUAAGAGAAAUGGGGAUGGCAGUGGGGCCCUGCCUGCACGGCCCCAUAUAAAUAACCAGGAGGAAUUUUCUGGAAUUUUGGCAACCAAAGGUUGCCAAAGUCUAGAACAGAUGUCUAUUGUAGGGGACUAGCACUUUUAAGGAAACAUUCCCUUGGGCUGCCAGGGUCCACUUGGUGUUCCUAUUUGUCAACUGUUAGCUGCAUCUCAGGGUUUGGUUUUUCAAACUUGGCUGUCUCCUCAGCCAACCAACCCCACUUCACCCAGCACUUGGAUGACACCCCAAGAUGAGACAGCAAGAGCCAGUGCUUGGGUGGAUGGGGUAGGAGGUGGGCUCUCCUACUCUCUCGACUCUCUGGCCUCCUUUCCCAGGGGAAGGUUGGAUUGUGGACUCCAAAGGCCAUGUUGCUGUAGAAACAGGCUGGGUCUGGGCUUCCCAGGCCGGGUAAGAGAGACCCCCACCAUGGUGCUGGGCUCUGGGGUAGUAAGAACAGUUCCCCUCCAGCACCACCCCCUCAUUGUCUGUUUGCUGGAAGGUGAAACUAGAACUCUGGCCUAAAUUUCUUCACCUGUCCCAUGUGGCCAGCUCCCAAAAGGAUGGGAUUAGUUGCUGAGGGAUCAGGUAGAGGUAUAGCCAAUGUCCUUGGCCUUCAGGGCCCGCACCCUCAGCUGGAAGUUUUCCUGGCUUGUCCCCUCCUAGGCGUGCCCCCUCUGAAUCCUGGCAGCCCUGGGAGCUGGAGGACAAGCUGGGGCACUGGGCUGAGGGGAGUUCUGAGUAUGACUUCGCCUAACUCCACCCAUCGCGCCAAGGACCAGACAAAUGAGGAUGAGGGCCCAGAUCUCCAUCUCCCUGCCUGCUCCUGGCCCUCAGUCCUACCACUGUGACCUGGAGUUGAGUCCCUGGAGAAAAUCCCUUUCCUGCCCUAGCGAAACUGUUGACACAACCCGACAAAGUCUGUGGCCAAAGAUGCCUUUGGCUUCCACAUGUGACAGAGCCUUCCACUGCACAAGGGAGGAAGAAUGAGUUCCCUGUCAGAGGACAGGUGGGGAUACUGGGGGGCAUGCUGCAGAGGCACAGGGCACGGGGUGCCAGAAAGGGCUGGGGUGCUUAGGAGUCCUGAACUGUAAUUACAGCUCCGGUGUGGGCCAGGUCAGUCAGCCUCAAGGGCUUUCCAGUUGAGGAGGUUGAACAUUUAGAGGCUGGUAGAGCGUGGAUGGUCCGGGUCAGGCCCUGGGAGGGAAUGGUGGCCAUAAUGACCAGGAAGAGAAGCAGGGGCCUGGGCUAGAGCAGUGCCUUUGCCCAGAGGGGAGAGGAGGAAGAGAUGCAGGAUAGAAACUGACAGCAUGUGACUAUUUGGAUGGAGACCACCUGACCUCCCAUGAUAGUCAUUCUGUGACUGUAAACCUAUAAGCACUUCCCUUGGUUUCCCACCUGACAAAUUUACCUGUGUUUAAGUAAACACAGAAACUGCCGCCUCCAGGGUGGGCAGAAUGUAGGACUCAGUGCCUGGGCUGUGGAGCCAGACUAAGUGUUAGCUCCAACUAUGAACCUUGAGCUCAAGCUCUGUGACCUGGGCCAAGGUACUUACUCUCCUUGGCUGCCCCCUCUCCACAGGCUCACCAACCACUGGGCUGUGAGGAUUAGGAGAGUUACUAAACAUAAAGCACAGUGCUGGCCCCAUGGGAGGCCCUCAGCAGAUGGCAGCUCUCAUCAUUCACGACCACCUCCCCCCCAGCUCCCGUAUCACCCACCUUAGUUCAGGUGCUGAUGGCUACUUCCCAGGCCCCUCAGCUGAAUCCCAGUGAAGGCCUGCUAAGCCUGUGGGGAGAUGCACCACAGGUGUUAUCUGACUGGUGAAAACAAGUUCAGAAUGAGCUUGGGAAGAAACCCAGGGGAUUCACUAGCCUAAGAGAUGAGCUGUGUCUCCCUGCCCCAAAAACCACCAGUCUGGUCACCCCGGACUUUUUUUUUUUUUUUUUUUUGGAAACUUUUUUUUUUUUUUUUUUAAUAGUUAUUGAAUGUUCUACAGCUUACAGUAAAUAUCAUAGUUACAAAUUCUUGGCUUCAAUCUUUCAGAGUGAUCACUAUCUGAUCUUCAAAACAAAACGAAACAAAAACCCAAAAGAAUCCAAAACAACAAAACAAAACCAGAUUUACACUUCAUACACACAAGGCAAGGCCAUGGGGCUUUCCAAUCUUUACACUCCAGGCUGUGUUUUGUUCUUUGAUCAAACUACUUGGAAGACACCGGUCAAAGGUUUAUUAUUAUUUUAAAUGUUUUUCUUUUUUAAAAUGUGAGUUCCAAUAAAAUUUAAAAAUUAGAUUCCAACCUGUAGAUUAAAAUGAAUUAAAAAAUACAAAAUCACAUACAAUGCUCUUACAGGGAUGUUAACAUGCCACGAGAACAGGCUUCUCUGUCAUGUGAUAUGAAAUAGGGAUGAAAUAGUCAGGAGAUGGGGACAGACCCUUGGGUCUUUAAAGGUCAUUAUAGACAACUUCCAAGUUGCUAGAGGCCUGGCCUUACCUCCCCUUGGGUAAGGAGGAGGAGCUGGAGUCCCCCCCAGAGCCAUGUAUUCUGGCUGGCCCGAGAAGGUGGUCUGUGGGCAUUCCCACUCUUUCCCUGCCUCACAGGCAUGAGGAGGAAGGCUAGAACCUCAAGAUGCUGGUCUUGCUGGGGUCAGGCCCAAAGUUUCACCCAUUUGACUCCUAAGGGCUGGUACUUAUCUGCAAAGCUGUUCUAACUGUUCUCUUCAGGAAAGAGAGUACACACUUCAUCAGGAGCUGGGAUGGGUAUCGGGCCUCACCACCAUAACAUGAAUGCCCAGGGACUGUGGAUACAGCCUCGGAAAACAAAGGUUCUCGUUUCCCUUUCUGGCUUUGUGGCGGCCAGUCCCAACCCCUCUGUUCCUCCCUUGGCCACUGGACUGGACUCAACAGCAUGCAAGAUAUAAAAUAACCAUUGGGAAAAACUGAGGGAACGGGGCCCAAGUCUGGCUCAGGCAAAUUUGGCUACGGAAUGUUGAAGCUGGCCUGCCAGGCAGGAAUUUUGAAGGCUGGGUCCUGGAACCAUGUAAUAUUUAACUUCAGGAACAAGUUUUCUAGGAGACAGGAACACAGGUGAAGGACCACAGUCUGCCUGGCAUGCCCAUGGGAGCCUGAACUCAAGACGCUCAGGUACGGAAUCGAUGGUUAGCCUGGCUGGGUUUCCUUGCUGUGAUCUUGCUUUUGGGAGGGGCCUGGAUUCCCCUGGGGCUGUGCACCUGCACGGAGAUGGUCUCCUACCUGCCCGCUCGACUGCCUGACCUGCCCCUCUCUGAAGCUUGGCAAGCAGAUGGGACUGCAUACUCUGUAGGGACAUGGUAGAAUACAGGAUGGAAAAGCAGAGCUUCCAUGUAUCUUCACUCAGCUGCAACGGUGACCUCUAAGUGAUUAAUCCAGCCAGAGUGCUAUAACUAAAACCACACAAAGAUUAAGACCCAUGCCCUCCGGGCCUUCCUUCUCUGCCCAUGGAGCAGAGCUAAGGAUUCUGAUAUGCGGGGCCCCAGGCUUGGCGACCAAGGGGCCUGCCCUACUUUUAUGUUCCAUGUGAUUCAUUUCUGAAUGCCACUCAGAACAAAGGAUGCCCCCCCGCCCCCAGCUCUCUGGGAGUAGUAAAUCUCAAACUUGGAACAAUUUGGGUGGCCAUGGGUAAGAGCUAAGAUAGAGUAAGAACUCUUUGGUCCUGGUUCUCAUUUGUGGGAAAAGCAAGCCCAGGAAUUGAAGUCCGAUGUGCUUUUGGCCAUUCAGGGCUAUACCAGGUCCCCUGGGAGUGCCAACUCACUGCAUGUGGACAGUGGGCAGGCUUUCCAGAGUCAGAAAGCAUGGGUGUACAGGGUCUUUCAAUGGACAGAUACCUGGAGCUACCCUUGAAUGUGGCUUUAGUCCUAGGCAUUAUGACCCCAAAGUGUUUUGUUCAAGUUAGGCCUUUUGUUGCCAAUUUUCAUCCUCCUGGUGCUGCCAGGGUCCUCAAGGCCUGCCCAUCAUAAAAAUCUCAGCUGGGAGGACUGAGCUCCCCAGAUCUCUAGGGAGUCUUCCUCUGUUUGGGGCAGACAGCUCAACCCUUCUUCACUGCCUGCCACCGAGACCCAGCAGGUGACAGAUGCCAGCUGAAAGAGCAGAGAAUUUGAAGGGUCAAAUUUGGGCUCCUUCUCUUAACUGUAUGACUUUUGUCAAAUCUCUUAAGCCUUCUCCCCCCACCACCAAGUAAGCUCUAGGCCCAACGUGGGGCUUUAACUCCUGACCCUGAGAUCAAGAGCCCCAUGCUCUACCAACUGAGCCAGCCAGGUGCCCCAAGUCUCCUAAGCCUUCUGAGACUUAGUCUUUCCCACGUGUAAAGUGAGGAUUUGGCAAUCAUGUCAAAGUACUUUGUACAUUAAAAAAACAAAAAACAAAAAACAAAAAACCUAUGGAUAGGUGAACCCAUGGGUAUUGAACUUGGCCUUGUUCAAUAUUUAGCUAAGGGGAUAUACCCUUUAGGGUCAGUGCCAAGAGAGAAGAGCUGUAGCAACUGUCCUGUCUGAAGAAAACAUUACGUUUUUUCAUAAAGUGGCAACAAGGUUAUGUUCUGACCACUUGGGGGCACUCCAGACUCCAGAUUCCUGGGCCCUAGGCUGUUGAGAGGGAGUCAGGGAGAAGCUGGGAAAACCAAGAGGACAGUCUACUGACUGGAACCACCAGUGCCCCUAACCCCAGCCACCAAGCUUGUGGUGCUGGGGUGGGGGAGACAGCGGAGAGGCGUUUGCAUGCCGCUGCCACCUUUGUAGCUAUGUCUUGUGGGCACACCCCUUGUCCUCUCUGGCUUGCUGGCCUUCCUACAGUGACACAGCCUUUCCAGCUGACCUUCUGUCCAGCUUUGCCAUUGGGCCAUCCAGUACUUUCGGAUGCUGCCCAGCAGAUGCUUAUGAUCCUACCAGGAAUGUUCCUCCUGCCCGAGGCACACUAUUGCCCCUGCUCUCCUGGACUAACUCCCUUUGCGAUGACUCCCUAAGCUUGGCUAGGCUUGUGGAUCUCCGUCAAAGCAAGCAGGGGAGGCCAGCAGAACUGGGGGUCUACUACAGAUACUGAGAAAGGGGUGGUGGACUUGGGAUCUUCCAGACCACGGCUUUUCUGCACCUUUUUGCCUCGGGGCCAGUCUUUGAUCUGGAAUUACAUACUAGGGCAAAGAGGGGGUGCAGAGCACAGACGCUUCAGUCCACAAGCCUUUGUGUGGAAUCUGACUGGAGGGAAAGCGGACAAACUGGGAUUCGGGUGGCUGUGACACUGAUAAACAAGUCUCUUUGCUUUCCCAAGUCUCCGUGUCCCCAUGGAUCAAAUGGGAGGAAUACUCUAUUUCACAGGGUUAAGCCAGACGAAUGGAUGUGAAAUUGCUUUGUGAACUGUGAGGUACUAGAUGUUAGUUUUUACUUACUGGUAUAGAAAGAACAAAAGUAAUUAGGUCAUUCCUAGGUCUCCUUUUUACCUCCUCUCUGUGGUUCUAGCCAGCUCACCUAGACGCAGCAGGGUUCAGAGAAGCCUAUUAAGACACUAGCAUUCUGCUCACACUGACAAGUUCCCUUUCCUUCUAGAAGCAGUUUCCUCAUUUGUUCAAUGGGUGCAAGAACUCCGACCCGCCUCUUUCUCAGGGCCAGUAAAAUAAAUGCUGGGAAGCACUCUGAAAUCUAUGGUGCACCUGACAAACACAGAGGUUUCCUAUUAUUAUCAUUAGUAGUAUUUUGGCAUUUUCCAUACACAAAUGACAUAAUCUAGAACAACCUUCACCCACCCUUACAAAACCAGAGAGUAGGAGGAGGUAUUUGCAAAAAAUGGAUUAACACUGGAAAACUGUUGUUUUAAAAUGAAACCCCAUCAGCACCCUAGAACAGACCAUUUAGAAUAGCUAGGUUUCUCCUUACUGGUCCUGCAGUUUCCUGGAAGGCCAAGAAGGUAGGUCCCCCAAUUCCUGGCUCUCAGUUGGAUGCUGAUGGGCUCUGCCCUCCUGGGAAUGGCCAGACAGCCUCUGAGGUCCUUCUGGCUCAAGUUUCCUGAAUUUUUUCCUCCUUUAAGGGAGACAUGGGAGGUACAGGUAGGAGUAUGUCCAAGUAUGCAUGAAUUUAAAAUGAAAAGGGUUAUUUAGAAGUCCCAAAUGCUAUCAAUGAUCCCAUUUUGUACAAUAAAAUGUUCCUGCACCCCUCCAUCCCCAAAGGGGCUGCUGGCCCAGCCAGAAGCCGGGUACAGGGGACAGUUCUGGGACAGUGGGCUCCAGGCUGAGACUAGCCAUGAUUCCUGACUCAGAAGUUCCUCUUCUCCCAUGAGAGCCCCUGUUUCCUGGGUCUCAUCCUUGUCCUCCUCUCUUCUCAGGAUGAGGGGCUACUGUUCUAAAAGCAUAGAUUCUCCUUUUCAGCCAGCCCACUUGCUCCUUCUAGGACUGGAGUCCGGUAUAGAAUGAAAGUUCCAGAUGUCUUCCCAGAAUUUCCGAAUGCUAUUUCCUCAUUUGCAAUUUCUGUUCCUGCCAUCUGCCCCCAUGUGACCUCUGCCCAGUCUUCAACCCCCUCCUUUGGAAUCCAUGGAGGAAAAGAGCAGAAACCAAAGCCCAGAGACUGUUCCAGAGUUCACCAGGUGUG